CGGCGUCUGCGGUUUGCUGCUCGGCGCUCUGGUGUCCUGAUGUAGUUCCCCCGGCUUCUUGUUGUCCGCCUCGGGCUGGGGGUGUGAGGGGUUGGGGGUUGCCGCUCCCCCUUCUUCAGGCUCUCUCCAACCCCUGCCCAGGCUAAGCCUGGCGCGGCCCCACCCUCUGACCCUGCGUUGCACAAUGCCCGAGCAAAGUCUCCAGGGGUGUGAACCCCGGCGUCCCUGCCCCUGGGCGGGAACCGGCGGCGGCCUAGCGGGGAGCCGAGGCGACGAGCGCGCAGCUGGCCUGGUCCUUGGUCCCCGACUCCUGGAGUCCCUUGGGAGCCGCUGCUGCAGAUCCCCUCGCCGCUAGGCCCCGCCGCCAGGCCCGCGCCGCAGCGGCAGCCAUGGCGGAAGUUCAUAGACGUCAGCAUGCUCGGGUUAAAGGAGAAGCCCCCACGAAAUCCUCCACACUCCGAGAUGAGGAGGAGCUGGGGAUGGCGUCGGCCGAAACGCUGACCGUGUUUCUGAAGCUGCUGGCCGCCGGCUUUUACGGCGUGAGCUCCUUCCUGAUCGUGGUGGUGAACAAGAGCGUGCUCACCAAUUACAGAUUUCCCUCGUCACUAUGUGUUGGACUUGGCCAGAUGGUGGCCACAGUGGCAGUUCUUUGGGUGGGAAAGGCACUCAGAGUAGUCAAGUUUCCUGACUUUGACAGAAAUGUACCUCGAAAGACGUUUCCACUACCUCUUCUAUAUUUUGGGAACCAAAUCACGGGACUGUUCAGCACAAAGAAACUGAACCUGCCAAUGUUCACAGUUCUGAGAAGGUUCUCCAUCCUGUUUACAAUGUUUGCUGAGGGAGUUUUACUCAAGAAGACUUUUUCUUGGGGUAUUAAAAUGACUGUAUUUGCAAUGAUUAUUGGAGCCUUUGUAGCUGCCAGCUCUGACUUGGCAUUUGAUCUGGAAGGAUAUGUUUUUAUUCUGAUAAACGAUGUCCUGACAGCAGCAAAUGGUGCAUACGUCAAACAAAAAUUAGAUUCAAAAGAGCUGGGAAAAUAUGGACUGCUCUAUUACAAUGCACUCUUCAUGAUUCUGCCCACCCUGGCCAUUGCAUAUUUCACAGGAGAUGUACAAAAGGCUAUGGAGUUUGAAGGCUGGGCUGACACCCUCUUUCUUCUGCAGUUCACCCUCUCCUGUGUGAUGGGGUUUAUCUUAAUGUAUGCCACGGUACUCUGCACGCAGUAUAAUUCUGCUCUUACAACUACAAUAGUUGGAUGUAUUAAGAAUAUAUUAAUAACUUAUAUUGGAAUGGUUUUUGGUGGAGAUUAUAUUUUCACGUGGACAAACUUCAUUGGCUUAAAUAUCAGCAUUGCUGGGAGCCUGGUGUAUUCCUAUAUCACUUUCACUGAAGAGCAGCUGAGCAAGCAGUCAGAGGCUAGUAACAAGCUGGAUGUUAAGGGGAAAGGAGCAGUGUGACCAGAGGAUUGCUUCAUCUACAUAGGCCUAAGUUUUAAUCAACUCAGAACACUGGCAAUUCCUACAGAGACACUGAGGUGUCUUGAUUAUGGAGGAAAUACCAUUCCUUUGCACAUGUACAAUCUGAGGAUUGAUUGCUGCCUUUUAAAAUUUUAUGAUGAGAGAAACUUAUAAUUGACUAUUUUAAAUACGUUGUUUGAAUUAAUUUAUAUCAGACUGGAAAAUGUACUGGGCUUUUUAAUUUAUUUUUCUUCUAUGCCGAUGGUGAAACAUCAGUGUUUUGAAAGUAUUUUAUUUCAUAAUUUGAUAUCCAGGUGUCCCUGAGAGCUGCAUAUAUAAUGUUUUCCAACUGGAGCUUCCUCAUUCAAAUUGUUGCUGCAUCUGGAGGCAGUUUAGCCUUUCCUCUGCUGGAAAUGCAGACAAAUAUGUGAAAUUUCUCUUCUUUGAAUCUUUUUUCUUAUGAUUGCAUUGUCUUCAUGUCAUCAUUGCAUUUGCCAAAGAGAACAACUUUGGCACCCUAAAAAUAUCUGGGGCUUUGAAGUGUAUUGCUAUCUAUGUUGGCUUCCCUGCCAUUCAUGGGAUGAGCAGAGUGCAUUCCUUGGAAAUAUGUUCUUUUUUGUUGUGUAGAAAGGGGAGAAUGAAGGGCAUGAGGAAGUAGGCCUUUUACUCAUUUAUUCAUCUGUUUGAUUUAUUGAUUCAACUAAAAUGUUGUAAGUGUAUGUGCCAGGCAUUGUGCUAAAGGCUGGGGAUACAGAGAUGUUUGUGUAGGUAGUUGAAACAUCUCACUGCUGCCAUAGUGACUGAGGUAAGAUUGAGGAUUUAGCUCUGUUAAUCGAUUCAGAAGAUGUCACUAGGAGUAAGUUGUUGUAGCACUCAAAAGCCGCAAAUCUGGAAAUUGGAUUAAAAGUACCUGCCUACCUACCCUGCAACAGCAUGAGUCCAAAUGCAAUGUGAGAUGAGGUACAAGAGCUGCAUUUUGUAAACCAGUGUAGCUCAGCAUUAACUCCCUCUCCAAGUGAGAAUGUCAUAUGGUAAGUCUAUUUUCCCAUGCCUCCUUCCUUUGGUUGGUUGCUUUUUGUAUCAAUAUGAUGAGGUCCCACAUUUCUGAAUCUAUUGGUUUGAGGGGAAAGGCUGGUUAGACAUCUUGGUAUUGUCAAGGGUUGGUUUUUCUCUGUCAGUUUCAGUGUUAGAGUGCCAUCACCUUCCUUCUUAAAUAACAUGAGCAAUGAGCAAACUUCCCUCCUUUCAACAUUCCCACCUACGUCAUAGGCCCCUUGGAUGACUUACUGAGCUUGCCAACUUCUCUCAGAACCAAUGCUGCAUUUUGGGAGAGCAGCUGUGAAUGGGAAUUGCUUAAAUUGCCUCUUGGGGUAAUCUGGAGGGUGGAGGUGUUAAAUAUAAUCCUGUGACUUGACUCAGAGAUAUCCAUUGACUUUUGGGAUUAGUGUGUUUGCUCAGGCCAGUUGUGCAGUGUGCGAGAGAUUAGGCACCUUUGUACUAAGGCACACACUAGUACCUUAUUGGGUUUGGAAUCCACUGGACUCUGUUGACCUAAACAAUUAGGGUUUUCAUUUUUUUUUAAUUUGAAAAUUUAUAUUGAGAUCAUUUUCAUAUUCCUGUCUUUCUCUUUGGUUUGUCUUUAUUAAAGCCUGGCUCGUGGUGCUGUGUUCCUAGAAUUAUGCCUGUUGCCAGCUCCCAAGUUAUAAGCUCCAUUAAGAGCCUUAGACUCACUUUUUUCUAGCAUCUUCUGAUCUGAGAAAAUUCCACUGGGAGUGAAGGACAUUAUCUUGUGUCGGAUGGGUCUUACUCUCCCUAUUUUACCAAUGAGAAAACAAAACUCAGAGAAAGGUGACUUGCUAAUACAUCAAACUCAUGUCCUUUUUAUUGAACUAUGCUGCCAUUUGAUUAACUGCCCUUCCCCUCUGAGGGAGUAAGGAAAUAGAUGCUAGCUGAGUUCACUUGAGCUUUUUCAAAAAAGCAAGCAGUUGAUUAAAUUUGGUGUCAAGAGAGGAGCAUACUUUUCAGAUCAGCAAGAGUGACAGGUUACCCUGUCCUGGAACCUUAUCUCACUUCCAGGCUGACCUUAGUUGGUAAUGCCCUUCUUUCUAGCUGUAAAUGUUGCCAACACUUCCUGGUUUUGCCUAGGUACAGUGAAAGGGCAUAGUGAGAGCUGUUUUUAGUGAUUCUGUUCCUUUCGUCAGCAACACAAAGGAGGGAAAUUUGAAUAAUUUUUGUUAUAGAAUAUUUCUUCAUGAAAGGCUUUUGGGUGUAUUUAACAGGUGUUGGGCUAGAGCCCCACCAGGAGUUGAACUGCCUCUUGGGAGUCAGGUUCCCUAGGAGAUCUGUCACCUCUUAGGAGUAUUUGAGAAAACCAUGUGUAGUUAUACCUUCACUAAAUGCCCGUGACAGGCUUCUGUGCCUUGGGAGCCCUGGCUUAUGUGGAAACUUCUAUCUGACCAGAGCAGUACAGCAACUUACAGCUUCUGCCCUGUCUGUGUGCUGCUUCCUGGAUGCCUCCUUCAGCUGCUAACCAGCAAUACAAGAUGGAGCAGCCUGUGCACGCUGGAGACAAGAGUAGUCUUUUGGAGUUUGUAUUUUGAUUAUUGCAGGCAUGGUAUGUUAUACUGGUGAUUUACCUGGCACUGUGGCAUCUCCCAGAAUGUCUGGAUUUUGCCUCAUGGUUGAUAUUUACUGGGCAGAAUUUCUUUGUCCUGCUAACUACCUCCUGGGAGAAACAGAGCAAUACAGAGUUAAAUCCUUAAUUUUCUCAUUGAAACAGAUGAGCAGUCUUCCAAAUUUGUCUUCCAAAAGACAAGUUCUAUGACUAGUGGAUCCUGUUCAAUGUAAGUGAAGUCCUCUUUGACCAAUCUGCUUCUAAUCUAAUCAAUGCUAAAUGGAUUGGAAUAACCCUAGUUAGCCUGGCUACACAUUGCCAACAUGUCUCAUUGAGUUUUAAUUGUCCCAUGUGGCUGUGGAUUUUAUAAGUCAGUCAUUUAUAGGCUCCAGUUUGUACCUAGUUUUUAAAAAAAGUACAUUUACGUGCUUUUGGUAGUCCUGUUGUAUCAGGAAUCCAUGGAGGGUUUUGGUCAGUAAAGCUGAUGGAGGAUCCUCAUUGAGAGACAGUGAAGUUUCACAUUGAAUUGGUUUGAAGUGGCACCCCAGGACUUUGGCCCUGCCUUACUUUACAGCCUUUUUCAGUGAGCAAAGAUUAAGUAGCUGUUGUAUGCCAAGCAUUUUGCUAAGCACUGGAAAAAAGAUAAGGCAUGGUUCUUGCUCUCAAGGAGUGUGUAAUUAUUUAGCCGGACAUGGUAACCUGGACCCUAAGUGGGAGAAGGGAGACAGAUGAAAGGAGUCAGUGAUUUUGUAAACAAGAGCUGCCUGCAUAGUUAUCAAUAUCACUGAUUUUAGGGGUGCCCCACAGAGCUAGAGCAUUUUUUUAAAAUCCGAGAUGACUUUCAUAAUUCAUAUUAAUCUUCUAGCUCUUAGCAACACAGUUCUUAGAAUUCUAUAAGUAGCGUAAGGUCUCCUCCACUACUGUACAUGGUCUUGCUUUUCCAAAACUGUAAUUUUGGUUCUUUCAUUGAACAAGACUGUAAUUGAUUUUUCUCUCUUUGAGGGAAAAAUAUCCAGAAUAAAUGAGAUAAUGGAUAUGAAACUACUUAGUACAAUGCCUAGUACAUAUUAGGCACUCAGCAAAUGUGGCUACCAUGUCAUUAUUUCAUGGUGAGAUGCGAGGCAAAACAGGAUUCUUAAUUUAUGCUCUGUAAAUGCUAGAGGGCCGGGCAAUAUGGUAUAUCCUGAAAAACAUGACCCUGUACCUCACUGCCUCUAGAAUCCUUAGGUAACAAGUUUCUGUUCACUGUCUUUUUAAAAAAUAUCUACUGGACACAAUUGUGACCAUUAUGUGAUGCAGGUGAUUCUACCUAUUUUUUUUAAAAAGAACAAAAUUGCUUUUAUAUUAUGAUGGUACAUUUCCUUUAAUAAAUAAAGUUAUUUAUUUUCUUCUCCCUUUUCCCCCUCCUUUUUUUUUUGAGAAGGAUCUUGCUCUGUUGCCCAGCCAGGCUGGAGUGUAAUGGUAUAAUCAUAGCAGCUCACCACGGUCUCAAACUCAUAGGCUCAGGUGAUCCUCCUGCCUUAGCCUCCUAAGUAGCUAUGACUAUAGGCAUGUGCCACAUUAUACCUGGCUCAUUUCUUUCUUUUUCCUGCCCCAAACCUUUUUUUUUUUUUUUUUUUUUUUUUUAAAUAAAGACAGGGUCUCACUGUGUUACCAGGCUGGUCUCGAACUCCUGGCCUGAAGUAACCCUUCUGUCUUAGCUUCUGAAAGUGCUGGGAUUACAGGUGUGUGCCAUGUGUCUGGCUAGAAUAAUUAUUUUCUAUCUUAAUGGAAGAUGAUUACAUUUUAGAAUGACAAUUCAGUUAAAUCUUUCUCAGCUUUUCACCUUAGGAUGGCUCCUGCAAAGGCCAGCAUUCCUUUUCCCCUCUCUGAAUUGAAAGCACUUGACUCCAUGAUGCCCCUGCUUCCAGGUCUGUCUCAGUUGUUAUAUAUAGUGAGUCCCUGGCACCAUCACUGUUCUUUAAACCAAUCUUCUAGGUCUUACUUUCAGGAUGCUGCUUCACGGUAUGAGGAGAUAGUUUACAGUGUGGCAGUUUUGUUUUUUUGUUUUAAAGCUUUGUUCUUUGAAAAUACGUUUUUAAGAGAAAUCUACUGGUUAGAUUUAUUGUUUCACAAAAAUGUUUUUAGAGAUUAUUUUUUUCACAAGUGUUUCCUUUCUCAUGCUGAUGGAUCAACUGAUAUUUGUCUACAGUUGUUAGCCUGUCACAGUAUUUUUUAAUUUUAGAAUCUAUUUACUAAAUGACCAUUUUAGUGUUAAAAGGUACUGAGGAAUUGAGGUAUGUAAAUCAGGUGACAUAAACAUGAAAAUUAUGUGCCUAAAUAUUUUUGUAAUGGUGUAAAAUAAAUACUUUUUAUUGAAAACAA
Molecule: messenger RNA, 6435 nt
Organism: Sapajus apella (tufted capuchin)
Lineage: Eukaryota; Metazoa; Chordata; Mammalia; Primates; Cebidae
Gene: SLC35D1
Product: solute carrier family 35 member D1
Exons: 12
Coding region: 390-1457 (355 amino acids)
Cellular component (GO): Golgi apparatus
Molecular function (GO): GDP-fucose transmembrane transporter activity; antiporter activity
Source: RefSeq, a predicted model, not a curated record